CCUUCAACCUGCGCAACAUGUCGGAGCGGAACGCAUCAUUGGAGCCAUUCCUCCUCCUAGCUCGCUCUACAAAGGGUGCAGCAGCAGCCAAAGUGGUUCUGGACGCGACAGCGGCGAAUGGCGUCUACGUCUUCUCUGAGCUGCUCGAGCAGCCAAAUAUCAAGGCUCUCCAGAACGACCCAUCAUACGACAAGCACUACCGCCUGCUCGACCUGUUUGCGUACCGCACCCUCAGCGACUACAGGCAAUCACCUGACUCUUACCCACCUCUCACCGCCGCCCACCAGACCAAGCUGAAGCAGCUCACGCUUCUCUCCCUGGCACUGCAGCACCGCAGCCUUCCCUACGCGCAGCUCACCGAAGUACUGCAAGUUGGCUCCACUCGCGAGCUGGAGAACGUUAUCAUCGACUCCAUCUACGCUGGGCUCCUCCGUGGCAAGAUGCACCACCACGAGGAGGUCCUCCAUGUCGACUGGGUGUCCAGCCGCGACCUUGCCCGCGACGACCUCGUCAAGAUCCAGUCAAGUUUGAACAACUGGUCAACCAACGCCCAGACCAUCCUCGGCGCGCUUGACGAGCAGAUUGCGCGCAUCCGUUCCCAGAAUUUGGUCGAGGCUGAGCACAACGCCACGUACCAGAAGCAGCUGGAUCAGUCAUUCAAGCAUGCACGCGAUGAGCAGGCGGCUCGUCGUUCCGAGAAGAGCAAGUCUGGUGGCCCCAAGUAUAGCGCCGACUGGGACGACGAGGACUUCGACGGCCAUCUGGCAUCGGGGGAACGCAUCCUGCCUGGGCGUGGUGACCACCUUCCUGAUCCUCGUGCCAAGAAGCGCGUGAGGGACUAGACGGCAAGGCGACGCGAUCGCCACAGUGGAUAGUGGCGUGGCAACUGCAUCAUGACGAUAGACGACGUGCCGGCGUCAGCAGAUGGGGAUUGGGAAGGGACACGUCCACAUGUAAAUAGCAUUCAGAGUAGAGACGUUGU
This is a messenger RNA of Vanrija pseudolonga, 982 nucleotides long. It is a transcript of the gene COPS7A, whose product is annotated as COP9 signalosome complex subunit 7a. Lineage: Eukaryota; Fungi; Basidiomycota; Tremellomycetes; Trichosporonales; Trichosporonaceae. The record is from RefSeq and is a predicted model, not a curated record. Gene Ontology annotation, cellular component: COP9 signalosome. The coding region runs from base 18 to 842 and encodes 274 amino acids. The transcript has 7 exons.